Molecule: messenger RNA, 348 nt
Organism: Psilocybe cubensis
Lineage: Eukaryota; Fungi; Basidiomycota; Agaricomycetes; Agaricales; Agrocybaceae
Exons: 3
Coding region: 1-348 (115 amino acids)
Biological process (GO): translation
Cellular component (GO): mitochondrion; ribosome
Molecular function (GO): structural constituent of ribosome
Source: RefSeq, a predicted model, not a curated record
AUGCCACCAAUGACAUUUCAUGGGGUGGUUACCAAGGCUGGAUUCAUGAGGAAAACCGUCACCGUGACGGUCUCCCGCUGGGUGAUACACAAGUUGACUGGAAAGCGAAUUGAAAGGAGCAAAAAGUAUCUGGUUCAUGAUGAGAAGAAUCAACUCCGACGAGACGACCUUGUUGUCAUUCGUAAUUGUCCGCCUGUAUCUGCCAUGAAGAGAUUUACUCUUCACACCGUCUUGAAAAGUCCUGAAACAGAACGCGACAUAGCUCGGGCUGCGAAAGUACAGGCGGCACAGAGUACUCCAUUGGGAUCAAAACCAAAAGGAGUCCUCGAAUCUCUCAACAAAUCGUGA